AUGCCACCAGAGUUGAGGUCUGCUAGUUUACUCGCCUUAUUCACUCUUGUUGGUGGUACUGCUGUCAUAAAGGCUACUAGGUUGCACGUUGGCGUGGAGGAAGCCAAGGACGGAUGGUGGCGCGGAGCCGCGAUGAUGUCACCCGCGUGCCGUGUUGCUCAAAACAGCCCUGGAAAUCGGCCUAGAUCAUGUACUUUGAAACAAGCAAACCUGGCAAGAAUGUUGGGUAUCUGGGUCUACGGGGCGGACAAUGCGUGGAAUAUGGCAGGUUACGACACGGGUAUUGCGCGUAAGCAGGAGAGAAAAGCAGGUACUCAUUGA
Messenger RNA from Pyrenophora tritici-repentis Pt-1C-BFP, 321 nucleotides. The record is from RefSeq and is a predicted model, not a curated record. NCBI's taxonomy places the organism in Eukaryota, Fungi, Ascomycota, Dothideomycetes, Pleosporales, Pleosporaceae.